Messenger RNA from Chinchilla lanigera (long-tailed chinchilla), 2748 nucleotides. Its product is annotated as zinc finger protein 14-like. Gene Ontology annotation, molecular function: RNA polymerase II cis-regulatory region sequence-specific DNA binding; DNA-binding transcription factor activity. The transcript has 4 exons. Lineage: Eukaryota; Metazoa; Chordata; Mammalia; Rodentia; Chinchillidae. Gene Ontology annotation, biological process: regulation of transcription by RNA polymerase II. The record is from RefSeq and is a predicted model, not a curated record. Bases 392 to 2656 code for a protein of 754 amino acids.
UCUCUACAACUCUGAGCCUAACUAAGCCUUUUCUCCCUUUUCUUUGGAUGUUGGGUAUUUUGUCUCAGCCAUGAGAUAAAAAGGAACUGAGACAUACUCCGUUUUCAUGUGAGCCCAGAGAUUUUGCAGUGUAACCUCAACUUCCUGUGAGAUGAGUGCAAAUUAGUGUUUGAUAAACAAGACAUGAGGUAAAUAUUUGGAAAUCUCAGCCUUGUAAGAGCUUUUUAUGAGUAAAAUGGGGUUGUUUCUUGUCACGAAUCUCAGUUUUCUUCCUGGAAAUACAUGUCUGAUGAUGUAGGAGGCUGUGAAUUUCGAGGAUGUGGCUGUGAACUUCUCCAGGGAAGAGUGGGCUUUGCUGGAUCCAUCCCAGAAGAAGCUCUACAGAGAUGUGAUGUGGGAAAUCUUUAGGAACCUGGCUGCCAUAGGAAAGAACUCUGAUGACCAGCAAAUUGAAGAUAUUUACAGAAAUUGCAGGAAGCAUCUAAGAAGUGAAGAGGUAGAACAAUCUUAUCAAUAUAAAUUAUGGUAUCAACAUGGAGAAGUGGUUUCUCAGACUCCAGAUAAGACCAUGCACAUAAAAGAUGUUGGUGUAAAACCCGGUGAAAGCCUUUCCUCUAGGAGGCCCCUGGUUGGUCCUUCAUCAGCAGAUGGUACCAUCAUAGCUAACACUGCACUCAAACCACAUGAGCAGCAGGGAUUUCAAGAGAAGCUGUCUACCUGUGACAAACAUGGCAAAGCCUGCACAGAACUCCAGUCCUUUCAGAAACAUGCAAAGACAAGUCCUGGGGAGAAACUCCAAGAAUAUGCGCCAUGUGUGAAAUCCUAUUCUGACUGCACUGAAGAAAGUACCAUUGAAGAGAAGCCAGAUGUAAUUUCUUUCAUUAUACCCGACGAUGUUCAAAUGGAGGAAAGGAAUCACUGUGAAGUGAACAUGGAUACAUGCGUAUCAUGGCUCAAAGCUUUGAGUUUUCACCAGGAGAGUCAGACACAUGAAAAACUUGACUCUGGAGAAAAAACCUAUGCAGGUAAACACUAUGGAAAAUCCUGCACUAAAAAUUCACUGGGUAAUUGUGGAAGAUCUCAGAAUACAGAGAAACCCUAUGUAUGUAGGCAAUGUGGGAAAGUUUUCAACAGAAAAGAUAAUUGGCAAAGGCAUGAACAGACUCACACUGGGGAGAAAGCCUAUGUGUGUAAGCAAUGUGGGAGAGCUUUCAGCACACGUGGUGUUUGUCAGAUACAUGAAAGGACUCACACUGGGGAAAAACCCUAUGCAUGUAAGCAAUGUGGUAAAGCUUUCAGUACAAGUGGUAUUUGUAAAAAUCAUGAACGGACUCACACUGGGGAGAAACCCUAUCUAUGUAACCAAUGUGGGAAAGCUUUCAGCAGACAAGAUAGUUGUCAAGAACAUGAAAGAACCCACAGUGCAGAGAAACCCUAUGUAUGUCAGCAAUGUGGGAAAGCUUUCAAAACCCACAGAACUUGCCAAAGUCAUGUACGGACUCACACUGGGGAGAAACCUUAUGUAUGUAACCAAUGUGGGAAAGCCUUUGUCAGACUCAGAGAUUGUGAAUCACAUAUACGAACUCACACUGGGGAGAAACCCUAUGUAUGUCAGCAAUGUGGGAAAGCCUUUAUCAGACAAAGAGAUUGUGAAACACAUGUACGGACUCACACUGGGGAAAAACCCUAUGUAUGUCAGCAAUGUGGGAAAGCCUUUGUCAGACACAGAGAUUGUGAAACACAUAUAUGGACGCACACUGGGGAGAAACCCUAUGUAUGUAAGCACUGUGGGAAAGCCUUUGUCAGACACAGAGAUUGUGAAACACAUGUACGUAUUCAUACUGGAGAGAAACCCUAUGUAUGUAAGCAUUGUGGGAAAGCUUUCAUCACAUCUCAUAAGUGUCAAAUACAUGAAAGGAUUCACACUGGGGAGAAACCUUAUACAUGUAAACAAUGUGGAAAAGCUUUCCGCACAACUAGUCUUUGUCAAACCCAUGAACGGACUCACACUGGGCAGAAACCGUAUGUAUGUACACAAUGUGGGAAAGCUUUCAGCAGAAAAUCAGGUUGGCAGGUACAUAAAAGGACUCACACUGGUGAGAAACCCUAUGUAUGCAAGCAAUGUGGGAAAGCCUAUGUUGCACACAGAGAUUAUAAAACACACGUAAAGACUCACACUGGGGAGAAACCGUAUGUAUGUAACCAAUGUGGGAAAGCUUUCAGCAGGCAAUAUAGAUGUGAAGUACAUAAAAGAACUCACACAGGGGAGAAACCCUAUGCAUGUAAACAGUGUGGAAAAGCUUUCAGCACAAAGGCUGUUUUUAAAUAUCAUGAACAGACCCACACUGGGGAGAAACCCUAUUUGUGUAACCAGUGUGGGAAAGCUUUCAGCAGACAAUAUAAUUGUCAAGUACAUAAAAGAACUCACACAGGGGAGAAACCCUAUGUAUGUAACCAGUGUGGGAAAGCCUUCAGCACAAGUGCUAUUUGUAAAAAUCAUGAGCGGACUCACACUGGGGAGAAACCCUAUGUAUGUAAGCAAUGUGGGAAAGCCUUCAGUGGAAGAGCAGGUUGGAAAAUACAUGAACGAUCUCACUUGGGAGGAGCCUAUGUAUGUAAGCAAAGUGGGAAAGGCUUUGUCACACAGACAUUGUAAAACAUACAUGGGAGAAACCCCAUGUAUAUAAGCAAUGUGGAAAAGCUUUCAGUAGACAAGAUAGUUGUCAUGAACAUGAAAGGAUCCACAGU